GAUGAGGCCUGGCAGCGGGCUGAGCCUGAGUUUUGUGUCCGAGCAACGGAUUCGGCAGCUGGAACGGAAGCUGCGAGCUAAAGAAGAAAGAAUAAUUGUGCUGGAAACAGAAAAUGCCCUUCUGCAUCUCAAGCUUGCAGAGAGUCAAAGAGUGAUUUGGGAUAUCUCAACUGAAGAGUCAGAUUACAGUUUUACUUAUUGCAAGCAGCAGAAUGUCCAUGGAAAUGCCAGAUUCAUCAUAAUCCAGCUUUAUGAAACCCUACAGAGACUGAAGCAAGACAUAAAGAAUCUCCAUUUUUCUGCCCUUCAGUUUUCGAAGGACGUCCAGCAUCAGAGCAAGAGCUUUCUCUACCAGAUUUUGGCUUCUGCCCAAAGGCUACAGCUACAUAAUGAGGCUAUGCAAACAUUUCAGACUAAAGCUCUUGAACUUGAACAGUCCUUGCAUGAAGUAAAUGAGAAAUACCAGAAAGAAAAACAAAGGAGAAAAGUGCUUCAUAACAGUUUAAUUGAACUAAGGGGCAAUAUCAGAGUACACUGCAGAAUACGUCCAUUGUUACCAUUUGAUGUUGCUCCUGGAGAGUCAGUCAUAGAAGACAGGCAGAGAAGCUUUUCAGAAAAAGUGGUGUGUGCAGCUGAUGAUGAAACCGUCUUUGUAAAAUGCAGCCGUCCUGGUCAUGCUUUGAUAAACAAGACGUUCCAGUAUGAAAGAGUUUACAGCACUGCUGAUUCACAAGUGACAGUGUUUGCAGAUGUAUCCCCUUUGCUAACUUCUCUGUUGGAUGGAUACAACGUGUGCAUUAUGGCUUACGGGCAGACUGGGAGCGGAAAAACAUACACAAUGUUGGGCCAGCAGCUUGAAGAUAAUUCCGUUUUCCCCAUGGAAGAUGAGCCAGAGUUGGGAAUUAUUCCUAGAGCCGCCGAAGAGGUAUUCAGGCUUCUUUCAGAAAAGCCACUAGGAAGCCAUUGGGUUGAGGUGUCUGUUGUAGAAGUGUAUAACAAUGAAGUUUUUGAUCUUCUGGCCAAAGACAACUCUGGUAGAACAAGUGGUGUCAAAAGGGAUAUCAUCACAAAUAAGGAAGGAAAGAGUGACAUUCCACUUCUUACCUAUGAGCCUGUGGAAGAUGCUGUGGAGUUCUUGGAGCUAGUUAAUAAGGGCCUACAAUUGAGGGUCAAACACCCAACACUUGUACACGCUCAUUCCUCUCGUUCUCAUCUCGUGGUAACCUUGACUAUAACCACAAAGGCUGUCUUGGGUGAUGACUUUGCUAGUCUCUGGGCAGGCGACCAUUCUAGUCAAAAGCUGGGUCAAGAACAUUUCUUCACUUCUCCCCACUCAAUGAAAGAUGACAAGCCCCCUUUUCCUGCCAGAACCUCUUUGCCAGCACAGACUGUUAGUGAAUCUAUGGAGAAGCUGAAGCGAAUGAGAACAAAACUUCAACUGGUGGAUUUGGCUGGGAGUGAAUGUGUUGGAAUGUCUGGUGUGACCGGAUCAGUCCUGAGAGAGACCUCCUUCAUUAACCGCAGCUUGUCUGCUCUCGCAGAUGUUCUUGGAGCCAUAUCCGAACAGCGUUCUCAUGUUCCAUAUCGAAACAGCAAACUUACGCAUCUACUUCAGGACUCCAUUGGGGGUGAUGCGAAGUUGCUGCUGGUGUUGUGUGUCUCCCCCAGUCCAAAGUACAUCACAGAGUCACUGCAAACCCUGGGAUUUGGGUCUCGUGCACGGCAAGUUCAGAGAGGGCAAGCCAAGAAAAGAAAUCAGCUGGUGCUGAGCAAAUCUAAAUAAGACAUAAGACUCCAUUGGAUUAAAGCAUUAUUAAUGGCUUCCUAAGACUGAAAUGUAUCUUGUUGUCAUAAAAAAUGUAAACUGCCAGUUAAAAUAAGCAUUCCACAAUGUGGCACUGGCAAGCCAUAAACAUGCUAAGCAAUAUCUUUGUUCCAAGAAUAAUUACAUGUAUUAACAUAUACGACAGAGGAACAUGACAAUUAUUUCUUUUAGGAAGAGCAGUAGGGUGAUCGUGUUUUAGGAGGCCAAUCUUUUGGGAAUAGAAAAAGAAGAGCAGAACCCCCCUCCCCCAAAUCUAAAUCAGUUAUGUAAUUCUACUAGCUAAUAAAACUGAGCAACAGAUGUGCGCCACACUAUGGUGCAGAGUGGUGGCAUACUGGAAGUUUGAAAGGCCUACAUUCCAGACCCUGUG
Molecule: messenger RNA, 2195 nt
Organism: Elgaria multicarinata webbii
Lineage: Eukaryota; Metazoa; Chordata; Lepidosauria; Squamata; Anguidae
Gene: KIF25
Product: kinesin family member 25
Exons: 15
Coding region: 2-1783 (593 amino acids)
Biological process (GO): microtubule-based movement
Cellular component (GO): microtubule cytoskeleton
Molecular function (GO): microtubule binding; ATP binding; microtubule motor activity
Source: RefSeq, a predicted model, not a curated record